Messenger RNA from Colossoma macropomum (tambaqui), 2168 nucleotides. RefSeq names its product H-2 class I histocompatibility antigen, Q10 alpha chain-like. Gene Ontology annotation, biological process: immune response. Bases 66 to 1151 code for a protein of 361 amino acids. Gene Ontology annotation, cellular component: external side of plasma membrane. The record is from RefSeq and is a predicted model, not a curated record. The transcript has 7 exons. NCBI's taxonomy places the organism in Eukaryota, Metazoa, Chordata, Actinopteri, Characiformes, Serrasalmidae.
UUUCAGUAUUCAAACUGACGCAGGACAGAACGUUUCUACAAACGAAAACGUCUGCACGGCUGAAAAUGGAUUAUUAUACAGUGAUAGAGAAAAGCCUGUUCAUCCUCAUAGUUUACAUUCAUCUAACAUCAGCAGUUUCUCACUCUCUGAGCUACUUCUACACUGGAGUCACACCAGGAAUACAUUUCCCAGAGUUCACUGCUGUCGGUCUGCUGGAUGGAGAGCAGAUUGUGUACUACGAUAGUAACAUCAGGAAAUUGAUCCCAAAGACAGACUGGAUGAAGAAGAGUGAGGAUGAAGAUUACUGGAACAUGGAGACACAGAAACAUCUGGAUGAUCAGGAGGUCUUCAAAGUUAAUCUAGCUACAGCAAUGAAGCGCUUCAAUCAGACUGAAGGGGUUCACACAGUGCAGUGGAUGUACGGCUGUGAGCUGGAUGAUGAUGGAACCAGUACAGGAUACAUGCAGUACGGCUAUGAUGGAGAAGACUUCCUCAGUCUGGACCUGAAGACUGAUACCUGGACUGCAGCCAACGCUAAAGCUGUUAUUACCAAACAGAAGCUGGAGAGGACACCUUAUUAUGCUGUGUUCCAAAGGGCCUACCUGGAGAAUGAAUGCCCUGAUUGGUUACUGAAGUAUGUGGAAUAUGGCAGAUCCACUGUGGAGAGGAAAGUUCCUCCUGAGGCGUCUCUGUUCCAGAAGGACUCUUCUUCUCCAGUGGUGUGUCAUGCUACAGGUUUCUUCCCCAAAGCAGUGAUGAUCUCCUGGCAGAAGAAUGGAGAGGAUCUGCAUGAGGAGGUGGAGCUCAGAGAGACGCUACCCAACCAGGAUGGAACCUUCCAGAAGAGGAGCGUUCUGACUGUCUCACCUGAGGAGCUGAACAGACACAACUACACCUGCAUCAUUCAGCACAGCAGCCUGGAGGAGGAGAUGGUGCUGCAGGUGUCUGAUCACAAGAUCCUGCAAGAUGGAGGGUCAGUUGGUCUUAUCAUAGCUGCAGUUCUAGCUGUUCUCCUGACUGUCCUCAGUGUCUGUGUUGUAUUGCUCAUUCAGAGGAGGAACUCUGGUUUUAAACAUGUUUCGAGAAGCCCCAGUUCAGGUUGUGAGUCUGAAAGAAGCUCAUCCACCAUCUCCAGCACCUCAUCUGAAUGAUGAUCAGUUGCAGUUAACAGCACUGAUGAAACACCACUGUUUUAUAUGUACAAACAGAACAGGCCAGAAAUGUUACAUUGUUGCUCUGUUAACAACCAUCACAGCGUGUUUGUUGAAAACUAGCUUAUUGGCCUCUAUGUGGAAACGUCUUCUCUGUGCUGAUAACCGUUUCCUACAGUGAGCUGGUUUGAACUCUUCCAAACUCUGAAUGUAGCACCUCAUUGAAUUAAUAAACUUUCAGGUGUGAGUGAGUGAGUGAGUGAGUGAGUAAGUGAGUGAGAGAGAAAGAGAGAGAGAGAUUUUUUGGGUUUGUUUAUUUUCAUAUACCAGGGGGGUGUUCCACAAAGCAAGAUUUUUCAGUUUAGCUAGAUAACUUAAGCCCAAAGUCAAGCCUGUCCAAUAGGAAAAGAGCUGAGGGACCUCCCCAUUGGAUAGUCCCCAACUUUGGGCUUAAGUUAUCUGGCUAACUGAGAAAUCCUGCUUUGUGGAAUACCCCCCCCCCAGGUUGGUUGGUUUGUGUUUUGGUUUGUCAGGCCCUGUUUUGUUAUGCACUUUUGCCUUUUUUUUUCUUUUAUCUUUUUUUUUUAGUGUUCGUCUUUGUAAAUUAGUAUAUUUUGUAGUGGAUUACAGUAAAACAAAGGAUUUGCACAUGCACACUGCCUCUUUGCCUCCCUCAGUGUUACAGUUUGGGUGAGAGCUGUAGAGAUUUCACUGCUAAUGUAUUGAUACAGAUGGAACUUCAUAAUGUUUUCCAAAAUAUGCACAAAUAUCAAAGCUUAUUUGCUCAUUGUUACCUCUCUAAUAUGGCUAAUCCGUCCCCACAGCCCAGUACAAAGAAUAUAGUUGGGAAAUUUUGUUUAAAGAUGUCAGGAAGCACCUGAAACUCUUUCCUUAAUCAUGUUGGGGUCUAAAUUGAUUUCAUGUCUCUGAACCUGAAUGAGUAUAUUUUUAUCAAGCAUUUUUUUAAGUCAAAAUGUACUGAAAUAAAUUAAAUAAAGAAACUGUAAGAGAAAUGAG